Elephantulus edwardii (Cape elephant shrew) is the source of this 5301-nucleotide messenger RNA. RefSeq names its product RAS protein activator like 2 (gene RASAL2). The coding region runs from base 642 to 4505 and encodes 1287 amino acids. The transcript has 18 exons. Gene Ontology annotation, biological process: regulation of GTPase activity. The record is from RefSeq and is a predicted model, not a curated record. Lineage: Eukaryota; Metazoa; Chordata; Mammalia; Macroscelidea; Macroscelididae.
CGCCGCGGCUGCUGGGCUUGUAGGAUCCGCGGCGGAGCUCGAGCCGCGGCAGGAGCAGUGGCCUGAGAGUUAGGGGGGCGGGCCAGCUCAUUUUUGGGGUGAAGGCUGAAAUCAGGCGGGCUAGAGCUAGGGGACAACGGCUCCCCAGGCUAAAGGAACGGGCACUCCGAGCACCAGAGGCAGUGGCGGCGGGAGCCGGUCUGAGGGGGCGGCCCCUGGCGGCGACGCCCCCAGCCCUGCCCUAGCCGGCCCCGCUCCAUCCCCAGCCCGAGCCGGCUCCGGACACGAAGGACGCGGGCGGAGGCUAAGGAAGACGGCUCCGAGGGGGCGGGAGGGCGAGCCUCCCUUCUCCUGAGUCUUUGCACGUCCGCUCCCGAGAGAGACCCACACCUGAGCCGGGACCCACCCCCGGCCAGGACCACGCUGGAUCCGCCUCCCCGCCCGGAUCCCGCCCGCCGGCUGCAGGUGGGCUGCAGCGCCCGAGUCGCGGGCAGUGGGCGGCGGGGAAGGAAGGAGGUGAGCGGCGCCCGCUCCGUCCGCUGCUCGGGUCCCUGCCGGGGUCGCCGCGCUCUCCUCUUCCCCUUGUCGCGGGCUGGGUGCGGAGUCCGGCUCGCGCCUCCAGCCUCGAGCCCCGGGGCACCAUGGAUCUCUCCCCGGCGUCUGGUGGAGCCGCAGAGGCGCUGUCCUGGCCGGAGAUGUUCCCUGGGCUGGAGUCCGACUCGCCGCUGCCCCCGGAGGAGCUGGACGCCGUUGUUCCAGUCAGUGGGGCCAUGACCAGUGGCAUGCUGGAUCGCAUUCUUCUGGAGUCCGUGUGCCAGCAGCAGAGCUGGGUCCGGGUGUACGACGUAAAAGGCCCACCUACCCACCGACUGUCUUGUGGUCAGUCACCCUACACAGAGACAACAACAUGGGAGCGGAAGUAUUGCAUCCUCACAGACAGCCAGUUGGUGUUGCUCAACAGGGAGAAGGAGAUACCUGUGGAGGGAGGGCAGGAACAGCAGGCCGAUUCCAACAAAGGGCGGUGUCUGAGGAGGACUGUGAGUGUCCCUUCCGAGGGUCAGUUUCCUGAGUACCCACCAGAGGGCACCACCAAACUGGAGGUGCCUGCAGAAAGGUCCCCUCGCAGACGGAGUAUCUCAGGGACUAGUACAUCAGAGAAACCCAGCUCCAUGGACACUGCAAAUACCUCACCAUUCAAAGUACCAGGGUUCUUCAGCAAGCGCCUGAAAGGCUCCAUCAAGAGGACCAAAAGCCAAUCAAAACUUGACAGGAACACAAGCUUUCGUCUCCCUUCCCUUCGCAAUACAGAUGACAGGUCUCGUGGGCUGCCUAAACUAAAAGAGUCGCGUUCUCAUGAAUCCUUGCUGAGCCCGUGCAGUGCAGUGGAAUGUCUGGAUCUGGGUAGAGGGGAGCCUGUUUCAGUGAAACCACUUCACAGCAGCAUUCUUGGACAGGACUUCUGCUUUGAGGUUACCUACUUAAGUGGAAGUAAAUGCUUCAGCUGUAACUCUGCAUCAGAAAGAGAUAAGUGGAUGGAAAACCUUCGCAGGACAGUUCAGCCCAAUAAGGACAAUUGCAGACGAGCGGAAAAUGUUCUUCGUUUAUGGAUCAUUGAAGCCAAGGACCUUGCCCCCAAAAAAAAAUAUUUCUGUGAACUGUGCCUUGAUGAUACCCUUUUUGCUCGUACAACCAGCAAGACCAAAGCAGACAAUAUUUUCUGGGGUGAACAUUUUGAGUUUUACAGCCUCCCACCUCUACAUAGCAUCACAGUUCACAUUUACAAGGACAUGGAAAAAAAGAAAAAAAAGGACAAGAAUAAUUACAUAGGACUAGUCAACAUUCCCACUGCCAGUGUAACUGGUCGCCAGUUUGUGGAAAAGUGGUACCCAGUGAGUACCCCCACACCCAACAAAGGCAAGGCAGGAGGGCCUUCCAUCCGGAUUAAGUCACGCUUCCAAACUAUCACCAUUCUGCCUAUGGAGCAAUACAAAGAAUUUGCAGAAUUUGUCACCAGCAACUACACCAUGCUGUGUUCUGUCCUCGAGCCAGUAAUUAGUGUGAGGAAUAAAGAAGAGUUGGCCUGUGCCUUAGUGCACAUUCUUCAAAGUACUGGCAGAGCCAAGGAUUUUUUGACUGAUUUGGUGAUGUCUGAGGUGGAUCGGUGUGGAGAGCAUGAUGUCUUGAUCUUCAGAGAGAAUACAAUUGCCACCAAAUCCAUUGAGGAAUACCUCAAAUUGGUGGGACAGCAGUAUCUUCAUGAUGCAUUAGGGGAGUUCAUCAAAGCUCUGUAUGAGUCAGACGAAAACUGUGAAGUAGAUCCCAACAAAUGUUCGUCUAGUGAAUUGAUAGACCAUCAGAGCAACUUGAAGAUGUGCUGUGAGCUGGCUUUCUGCAAGAUCAUCAACUCUUACUGUGUUUUCCCACGUGAGCUGAAGGAAGUGUUUGCAUCUUGGAAGCAGCAGUGCUUGACCCGGGGCAAGCAGGACAUCAGCGAGCGGCUCAUUAGUGCCUCGUUGUUUCUCCGGUUCCUGUGCCCAGCCAUUAUGUCUCCCAGUCUCUUCAACCUGAUGCAAGAGUAUCCUGAUGACCGUACCUCUCGAACACUAACUCUUAUUGCCAAGGUCAUCCAGAACCUGGCCAACUUUGCAAAGUUUGGUAACAAGGAGGAGUACAUGGCGUUCAUGAAUGAUUUUUUAGAACAUGAGUGGAGUGGAAUGAAGCGCUUUCUUUUGGAGAUCUCUAACCCAGACACCAUCUCUAACACUCCCGGCUUUGAUGGUUACAUUGAUCUAGGCCGAGAGCUUUCUGUUUUGCAUUCCUUACUGUGGGAAGUAGUUUCCCAACUUGAUAAGGGUGAAAAUUCCUUCCUACAGGCAACCGUGGCAAAAUUGGGACCCCUCCCUCGUGUUCUUGCUGAUAUUACCAAGUCCCUGACUAAUCCUACACCAAUACAGCAACAAUUGAGACGGUUCACUGAACAUAACUCCAGUCCAAAUGUCAGUGGAAGCAUCUCUUCUGGGCUGCAGAAAAUAUUUGAAGACCCCACUGACAGUGAUUUGCAUAAAUUAAAAUCUCCAAGCCAGGACAACACAGAUAGCUAUUUCAGAGGGAAAACGUUAUUGCUGGUUCAGCAAGCCUCCUCCCAGAGCAUGAGUUAUUCUGAAAAGGAUGAAAAGGAAAGUAGCCUUCCCAACGGUCGGAGCAUCUCUCUCAUGGACCUGCAGGACACUCAUGCUGUUCAAGUGGAACACGCAUCUGUCAUGCUUGAUGUGCCUAUGCGUUUGACUGGGAGCCAGCUUUCCAUAACCCAGGUGGCCAGCAUCAAACAGCUUCGGGAAACCCAAAGCACUCCCCAGAGUGCACCCCAAGUGAGGAGGCCCCUGCACCCCGCCUUGAACCAACCGGGCAGCCUCCAGCCCUUGUCAUUCCAGAACCCAGUCUAUCACCUCAAUAACCCAAUCCCAGCAAUGCCAAAGGCCUCUGUAGAUUCCAGUUUGGAGAACCUAAGCACUGCCAGUUCCAGAAGCCAAAGUAACAGUGAAGACUUCAAACUCAGUGGACCUAGCAACAGCAGCAUGGAAGAUUUCACCAAAAGGAGCACUCAGAGUGACGACUUCUCCAGGCGGCACACUGUGCCGGACAGACAUAUACCUCUUGCCCUUCCUCGGCAAAAUAGUACUGGACAAGCCCCGCUCCGAAAAAUGGACCAGGUUGGGCUAGGUGCCCGAGCCAAAGCCCCACCAUCCCUGCCUCAUAGUGCUUCCCUGCGUAGCACCGGGAGCAUGUCGGUGGCCUCCGCAGCCCUGGUGGCCGAGCCUGUGCAGAACGGCAGCCGGUCCCGGCAGCAGUCCUCUUCAUCCAGAGAAAGCCCCGUUCCCAAAGUGAGAGCCAUCCAGAGACAACAGACACAGCAGGUUCAAUCACCUGUGGAUUCUGCCACAAUGUCGCCAGUAGAGAGAACAGCAGCCUGGGUUCUGAACAAUGGGCAAUAUGAAGAGGAUGUGGAAGAAACUGAGCAAAAUCAAGAUGAAGCCAAGCAUGCUGAAAAGUAUGAACAGGAAAUUUCUAAGCUAAAGGAGCGCCUGCGAGUAUCCAGCAGGCGGCUGGAGGAGUAUGAGCGCCGGUUGCUGGUGCAGGAGCAGCAGAUGCAGAAGCUACUGCUGGAGUACAAGGUCCGGCUGGAGGACAGUGAGGAGCGGCUGCGCAGGCAGCAGGAAGAGAAGGACAGCCAGAUGAAAAGCAUCAUCAGCAGGCUAAUGGCUGUGGAAGAGGAAUUGAAGAAGGAUCACGCUGAGAUGCAAGCAGUCAUUGAUGCAAAGCAGAAAAUCAUUGAUGCACAGGAAAAACGGAUCGUGUCCCUGGAUUCCGCCAACACCAGGCUGAUGAGCGCGCUGACCCAAGUGAAGGAGCGGUACAGCAUGCAGGUCCGCAAUGGCAUCUCCCCCACCAACCCCACCAAGCUUUCCAUCACGGAGAAUGGUGAAUUCAAAAACAGCAGCUGCUGACGGGCUCCAUGAAUAGACAGACUGUGGAAGGAGACAGAAGGAGAUGUACCCGCUCUCCUGGCCCCAGCCCUUUCCCCUGCCCCUCCCAAGUUUACAGAAUAGUGCUACUUCAGAAUGGCUGUGGGAGACCGAAGAAAGGAACCUUGUCUUUCAGGGCGUGAGGCGAAGACUCCAAGGUCGACACUUCCCCCGUGUCUCUUUGUACAUAGGGAACUUAGUUCUGGACAAUGUACAGAAAAUACCACUGUAAAAUACCAAAAGGAAGUUAAUAAUGUAGAUUACCUUUUUAAUUAUUGCUAUUUUUAUUAUUGUUUUGUUGAAAGCACUGCAUUUGUCAGAGGAGGAAAUGUAGGAAGUAUGUGUGUGUGAAGAAUGAGCCUGUGGGUUCAGUAGCUAGAGACCAAGUGUCUGUUAGAAGCACAUGGAGUGCAAUAGGCCGUUGUCAGAGUGAACUUUUCAGGGAUUCAUCUGCCAGUUUAAAAACCCCACUCCAGCCCUUGUCCUUUCAGAAGUGGAAAAAAAAAGCAAAUACUAUGAUCUAAACAAAACAGUAAUUUAUUCUGUUGAUCAACCAGAACUGCUGCUUCUGGUCGACAGCUAAUCUGAUUUGGGGAUUCACUUUUAGAAGACACAGCUGAGGGCUGUAGCAUCAAAACUAGGCGUUAGGAGUGAUUUCUAUGGAACUCCUGUCAAUUUGUUUAUUUCCUUCUGUCUAGAGCAGAUGGGAAUUUUCCAUUUUAGAUAGGGGACCUUUUUUUAAACCCCAAUUGUAAUAAAAAGUGUUUUCCUCUUUAGA